AUGCAGGCCUUAUUAUACACUGUAGCUGGAACGUCACCCACGUCGUUCCUUCCUUCCCCACCACCACCAUCCACCAUCCCUCACCACCGCCACAAACCACGGGCGCCUGCGACAUCGACAACGACGACACGCGACGACGCUGAUGACGCACGAGGACACACGACGUCGCCACCGACCACCCACGACCAAUUGACGAGCGCCCAGGAGGUGAAGACGACGUGGCAGGUGUGCCACGUCGUCCAGACGGUGACGACGCAUGCCGUCGUCACUGUCCAAGCUGAUCAGACAAGUGCCCACGACACGACAACGACCAAAUCCGCCCACCCACGAAUGACGCCCACUGCCCCACACGGCCCCACCACCCACGAACGCCCACCCACGACAACGAAUGCCCACGAGCGCCCACGACACAACAACGAAUGCCCACGAAUGCCCAUGCACGACAACGAACGCCCACGAGCGCAACGCGCAAACGACAACGCGAAGACGAACGAAACGGCAGCCCAGCCCCACGGACGCCAAUACAGCACACCACGCACAACCGACGACCCAGAGCGCCCACGGACGAAGACACGCGCCCAUGCACAGAGGAUUCCGCUCACGUCAACGGAAAUGGGCAACGACGAGCCCAGGUGA
Molecule: messenger RNA, 636 nt
Organism: Laccaria bicolor S238N-H82
Lineage: Eukaryota; Fungi; Basidiomycota; Agaricomycetes; Agaricales; Hydnangiaceae
Exons: 3
Coding region: 1-636 (211 amino acids)
Source: RefSeq, a predicted model, not a curated record